AUGGGAGAUAUCACGCACCCACCUGGCGACGACGACGCUCUGCGUCUACCCGUCCCGGCGCCAAACCAGGUAUACGUGAAAGUAUCCGCGCUCAACGGGGGUUUCUUGACCCUUCCGGAGCGCAACUUUGUGACGGACCCGGAUCCAGAGAAAGGGACAACGGUGCCAUCGAUGUGCUUUCUGAUCGAGCACCGGGAGCCGAGCACUUCCAAACUCACCCGGGUCGUGUUUGACCUGGGCAUCAAGCGCGACUUGACGCGGUACGCCCAGCCCGCGACGCAGCACCACAUCACCACCCGACAACCGGUAUAUUCGUCGGCGGACGCGCGGUCGAGCCUGAUGAGCGGCGGGCUGGACCCGGCCAGGGACAUCGACUACGUGAUCCUCAGCCACAUCCACUGGGACCACAUCGGCCUGCCGUCCGACUACCCCAACUCGACCUUCGUCGUGGGCUCGGGCACGCUGUACAUCCUCGAGAACGGCGCGCCGCACUACCCGCUCGAGCGCAUCGAGAAGGGCGCCCUGCCAGCGUCGCAGACCACGGAGCUUCCGCCCGUGCCCGAUUCGGACAGGAAACACAUGGCGGCCACCACCUCGCAGACAAAGCAUACGUGGACGUCCAUCUCGACGCUGCCCCACGCGGUCGACUUCUUCGGCGACGGCAGUCUGUGGAUCAUCGACGCCCCGGGCCACAUCCACGGCCACGUGAAUGCUCUGCUCCGCGUUGGGCCCGAGAAAUGGGUCUAUCUGGGCGGCGACUGCUGCCACGACCGCCGCAUCAUGACGGGUGAGAAGCAGAUUCUAGAGUACGACAACGGGCAGGGCAAGUUGAAGAGUGCGCACGCCGAGUUGCACAAGGCCCGGAAGACGAUCCAGAACGUGCAGAGGCUGAUAGAGGUCAACGGCGAAGCCGUUGAGUGGAUCGUCGCGCACGACUGGAAGUGGGCUUCGGAGAACCAGAACCGGUUCUUCCCAAGGUGGAUGUACUGA
Fonsecaea multimorphosa CBS 102226 is the source of this 990-nucleotide messenger RNA. RefSeq lists its product as uncharacterized. Bases 1 to 990 code for a protein of 329 amino acids. The record is from RefSeq and is a predicted model, not a curated record. Lineage: Eukaryota; Fungi; Ascomycota; Eurotiomycetes; Chaetothyriales; Herpotrichiellaceae. The transcript has a single exon.